AUGUCGUGCUACAGCGGACAAACCAUGUGCGGAUGUUGGUAUCCCGUGCAGAACAACAGCAACUGGAUGAAUCCGAUUGAAAGAAGAUAUCUUCCACAAGUUGAGUUGUCAUCAUCCACAAACAUCCUCGCCGUCACCUCUCGAACAACUCUCACACAGACCUUUGUCAACCCUGAAGACAAAACCCUUGACGAGAUUCAAUACACAUUCCCGCUCUACGAUGGAAUAAGUGUGGUUGGCUUCACUUGCACUAUUGGUGCCAAAACCAUUGUUGGCGUGGUCAAGGAAAAGCAACAAGCCAAGGUGGAUUACCAAGGCGCCAUCGCUCGUGGUGAGACUGCUGGCCUCCUUCAACAACUUCCAGAGGCUUCCGAUGUCUUCACUACAUCCAUUGGCAAUGUCCCACCAAAGGGAAAGAUUCAUGUUGAAAUUGUGUACCUUGGUGAGCUCAAACACGAUGCCGAAACAGAUGGUUCACGUUUCACCAUCCCAACCAUCAUUGCACCUCGCUACGGCUCUGUCUCGGCUGAAUCGGCAGACGCUCUUGCCAGCACAUACACCAAAGGCGGUAUUUCCAUCUCAGUGGACGUCACCCUCGAAGAAGGUGCAAUCGUGCGAGGCCUUCAAUCACCGAGUCAUCCGAUCGCUGUCACCAUGGGCCGAACCAGUACUAUGGAAGAAGAUUCCUUCUGUACCAACAAUGCAUCGGCGACAUUGACACUCGGCACGACUGAGCUUGACAAAGACUUCAUCAUUGUUGUACUUGCUAAAGGCACAGACACCCCACGAGCCUUUCUCGAAACACACUCCACUAUUCCUCAUCAGCGCGCAAUCAUGGCAACACUCGUGCCCAAAUUCAACCUUCCAAACAUCUCCCCAGAGAUUGUCUUCGUUGUGGACAGAAGUGGCAGUAUGGGGAGUAAUACUCCACUUGUUGUCGAUGCUUUGAAGAUAUUUUUGAAGUCGUUGCCGGUCGGGGUCAAAUUCAACAUCUGCUCAUUUGGUUCGAGCCACUCUUUCCUUUUCAAGAAGAGCAAGACAUAUGAUCAAUCAAGCUUGAGUGAAGCUCUCAAACACCUCGAGAGUUUUGCCGCUGACAUGGGCGGCACUGAGUUGCUGGCACCUGUCAGGCAGACCGUCAAGAACAGAUAUCAAGAUCUUCCUCUUGAGGUUAUGAUUCUGACCGAUGGACAGAUUUGGAAUCAGGAAGAGCUUUUCACCUUUGUGAACGAAGCCACCAAUGCCCGCUUUUUCUCCUUGGGUAUUGGCCAUGGCGCAUCCUCUGCACUUGUUGAAGGCAUUGCUCGUGCUGGCAAUGGCUUCGCACAAUUUGUAGGAGACAACGAGAGAAUCGACAAACGCGUCGUCCGCAUGCUGAAAGGAGCCUUGUCUCCCCACAUCACCGACUACACUCUCGCAGUCACAUAUGAAGAGGAAUCCAUCUCUGCAGAUGAUGACUUCGAAAUGGUCGAGGUCACGCCCAGCUCCACUAAGACAGUCGUUGCUGAAUUGAAGAGGCCAAUGAUACAGAAGCCUAUUUCACUGUUUGACACCACUGCACCAGAAGAACCGACCAACCCACCAGCAGGACGUUACGAUCAUGUUCCCGAUGUACCUGUCCCCAAAGUGUUGCAGACUCCAUACAAAAUUCCAGCUCUCUUUCCGUUCAACCGCACAACUGCUUAUCUCAUUCUUGGCCCUGACUCUCCUCAGAAGACACCAAAGGCCGUCACACUACGCGGUACGAGUGAGCUUGGACCGUUGGAGCUCGAGAUACCCAUCCGAGAUGCCGGAGUUGGCGAAACCAUCCACCAACUCGCCGCGAAGAAAGCAAUUCUUGAGCUCGAAGAAGGUCGAGGCUGGAUCACCGAAGUACGCAACGACCAAGGUAAACUCCUGAAAUCCGCUCAUCGAGGCAAAUGGGAUCUCAUGGUCGAACGCGAAGCCGUCAGAUUGGGUGUGAAAUUCCAGGUCGGUGGGAAAUGGUGCUCAUUCGUGGCUGUCGAGAAGAAUGCCCAAGACGAGAACAACGCUUCUCCAUCCACUGCCGAAGUCGUUGACAGACCAGGGAAACGUGCCGCAGAUGCGUCCAGUAAGUCUCGUCCUGCUUAUGGAUUUCCUAGUGCCGCUCCCUCGUCAUCGUCGUACCCGAAUCACGCCUUUUCACUUUUCGCCGGCACUGCCAUUCCAGGAAACUCGACUGGGGGAAGCCUCUUUGGAGCAACAUCUACACCAACUCCGACUCAGUCGGCCGGCGCCCGCUUUGGAUGUACCUCCCAACAGCCUAUGCAAGCCCCAACAGAUAGCUUGUUCGGGCUCAGUCAUUCUGGUUUCGGUGCAUGCAGAGCUGCUUCCCAAGAUGCUGACUCCUCUGGCACAGAUCCCGAACGCAGUGUCAAACGUGCACCCACCAGCCAAAACCCCGUGUACCCUGCUGCCCAACAACAACCUUUGCAAACACAGAUGCCAAUGCAGAUGCAGCAGAUGCAAGCCCAAGCACAAAUGCCAAUGCAGGUACCGCAGACGCAAGCCCAUUACUGCUAUGCGCCGGGGCACGCGCAAGCUCCAUCUACCCAACUCUCUCAGUAUCAAUCCGGACUCAUGGCGCUCAACCAGCAGCCAGUAAAUGACUACACGUUGAUGAUGCAAGCCGCCGGCCCAUUUCAGGUCGAUGGACGCAUGCGAGUGCUCCCACCACCCGCUCCCAGCGCCUUUGCAGCUCCGACAGAUCCGGCACGUCACCGUAAGCGCGGCCCCGGAGUGGCCGCGCGCAAAUCUACCGGCGGCAUGGCACCGCGCAAACAACUCGCCUCUUCUCCUGCGAAGGCAUUGAAUCCCGCAAACGCAUUGGCGCUCCCUGACGAAGAGGACGAGCUCGACGACGGCAAUACCACCUCAGAUCUGAUGGAAGUCCAGAUCCAGCAAGACCUGUCCACACUCUCCGACACCGACAAGAUGCACCGUAUCAUUGACCUGCAACAAUUUGGCGGACCAUGGCUCAUUUCGGUUGCACUGCUCAACAUUAUCGGUGUGACUGUCCAACAGGUCAACAAUCAGAUGGAGGCGCACCCACACGCACACUCUGAUUCCGAUGCCGAUGCCGCGAAAGCCACGGCCCUGGCAGUAUCAUGGUUGAAGACCAGAGUCCCCAAUGAGGAAGAUGUUUGGGAGAUGGUCGUCGAGAAGGCUAUGGCUUGGCUGGAAGGCAGACUGGGCCGGGAUGAGGCGAAGAAGAUCAUUGAUGAUGCAGCUAAGAUGGUCUAA
Messenger RNA from Exophiala xenobiotica, 3264 nucleotides. RefSeq lists its product as uncharacterized. The transcript has a single exon. The coding region runs from base 1 to 3264 and encodes 1087 amino acids. Lineage: Eukaryota; Fungi; Ascomycota; Eurotiomycetes; Chaetothyriales; Herpotrichiellaceae. The record is from RefSeq and is a predicted model, not a curated record.